ACUGCACCGGCCGACCACUGCGUGUUUGGGUCAGUGCGCGGCACGCGGCCCAGCACGGCACAGCCCGUGGCCCAGGACGGGCCGUGCCGGCCGAUAUGAACUGGCACUCGAAUAAGAGGUAUUCGAUCCCAGACCCGUACCCCAUACUCUCUAUCGCUUUGUCCCCUCGCUCCAAACCCGCCGCCGCCGCCGCCGCCGCCCCCGCUAGGGUUCGCUCGCACGCCGCCGUCGCCGCCCCCGCUCACCUCCUCCCUCCACCAACCGUCUCGGCCGCCGCCGCCUCCUCCACCCUCUAUCCUGCUGUCCGCCGUUCCCGCCCGCGCCGCUGCAUCGCCGCCGGCCCCGCCCACUUCCCCUCCCUGUGGUCUCCGAGCAGCACCGAUCUCCCUGUUUUGCUUCGGCUUCGGAGUCAAAGCAAAGCUAUAUGCCGCCGUCGCCGGCAGGCAGUACCCAAACCCUAACCCCACAGCACGUCGCCGAUAGCCAGCCAGCAAUGGAAAAUCUCCCCGAUGAAUUGCUCGCGGACAUCCUCCGCAGUUUUCCUCCACGGAGUCUCGCGGUGUGCCGGAGCGUCUGCAAGCACUGGUGCGCUGUCGUCGAUGCCCGCGGGCUGCUCCUCGCGGUCGCGCGUCAAGUUCCGUGCUCUCUGCACGGCAUCUACGUUAACUACGCCAUGAUGCGAAGGUCCGGAUUCUUCUCCCGCGUCGCUCCGCGGACUACUAGCCCAAUCGAUGGCAUGCUCAGUUUCCUGCCUGGCCAGCUGAUGCGCUAUCGUAGCGUCCUGGACCACCGCAACGGUCUCCUCCUGUACGAAAACAGUCAGGGGAUGUAUGUGUGCAACCCAGCGACACGACGGUGGGCGACCCUGUCGGAGCCGCCGCGCACGGAAACUUCCUACAGCCACCUGUUUUUCUACCGCCAUCGUAUGUACCUAAUGUUCGAUCCAACUAUGUCUCUGCACUACAAUGUAUUAUUCUUCCCUGAUGUGCCUGAGAAGCCAAAGCCACCCCAUCUUCAACCUGGUGAGUCACAAAUUUCAAGAGCAGAUUACGAGCAUGAGCGUAACUCUUUGGGAUCAAUGGAAUGGCCACCAUACAUCUACCCACUGCAAGUGUUCUCGUCAAAAACUGGGCGGUGGGAAGAGAAACAAUUUAUUCGUGAAGGUGAUGCAGCAGUUACUGUGUCGGAUGUGUGGUUAGAUGCAUUGGCACCAAGUAGCAGCCGCAACUCGCUUCAACGACAUGCAGUCCACUGGCGAGCUUCGUUUUAUGUACAUUGUGACUCUGGUUUCAUCAUGAGGUUGUCAUUGGAAAAACAAAACUAUCUAGUGAUCAAAACCCCCAAACUAGAUACCACUGGGUUUGGUGUCGAUGCAACUGGGCGCGAGACACAUCUUACGACAUACGGGUAUUUGGGUAAAUCCAAGCAUGGUGUCUAUUACACCACUUUGUGUGGAUACACACUUCAAGUGUGGGUAUUGUGCAAAACAUUAGAAUCAUGUCAAACACCGGAGUGGGAGCUGAAGCAUCAAGCUAACCUUACAAAUUUAAAUCUACACCAUGACCAACACUUAAGAGGAGAAAGGUAUGAAAAGUGCUGGAUCUUAAAUGGUCGGAGUGAAGAAUCCGAGCAUGGAUGGGAUUCUAGUGAUGACAGUGCCAUUGAUUUAGAAGGAGGGUCGGACAUGGAUUACAAAGAUUAUCACUUUGCCGUGGACUUCUUGGGAUACCAUCCUUACAAAGAAAUUGCUUUCUUGGGCAACCGCUUUCAAGGAUUUGCUUACUAUCUGGAAAACUCCAAGUUAAAGUACUUGGGAUCACCUUAUCCACCAUACCUAGGCAACUGUGAUUAUGGUUUGCGACCCAUACUCGAGUCAUUCAUCUACACUCCUUGCAUGGAUGAUCUGCUUCCUAUUCAGAAUGAUGCAUGAUGAGCUGAUACUUCACUUAAUUUGAUAUUAAGUGGGCAAUAUAGGUUCAAGGUGGGAUAAUAACCGUGCGGUCGUUGGGAUGCUAUUUUGAUGAUUGAAUAAUGUUCUUUUCAACACAUGGACAAUUUGGUUGUUGUUACGUUUUCUUUUAGGUUCUCCGUAUUGUUAUGUGAACUUCUGAGUGAUGUGUUUGGUUUCAGGAGUUGUAAAAGUCAAUUAAUGUUUUGGUUGAAACAUGUUAAUACAUACAGUAUAAUUUUUUAUUGCUCCA
Molecule: messenger RNA, 2201 nt
Organism: Triticum dicoccoides
Lineage: Eukaryota; Viridiplantae; Streptophyta; Magnoliopsida; Poales; Poaceae
Exons: 2
Coding region: 425-1930 (501 amino acids)
Molecular function (GO): protein binding
Source: RefSeq, a predicted model, not a curated record